Molecule: messenger RNA, 875 nt
Organism: Dufourea novaeangliae
Lineage: Eukaryota; Metazoa; Arthropoda; Insecta; Hymenoptera; Halictidae
Gene: TFAM
Product: transcription factor A, mitochondrial-like
Exons: 4
Coding region: 138-875 (245 amino acids)
Molecular function (GO): transcription cis-regulatory region binding
Source: RefSeq, a predicted model, not a curated record
GCGAUGCUCAUGACGAUGAUAUUGUGCUAAAUUAUAAAUGUUCAAGAAAUUUUUAAAUUCAAACAAGUUUAUUAUUGUACAUACUUCAUAACGUCUCCUGGUAGUCAGGAGUGGAAUAGACUACAAAAGAGUAACAAAUGUUGGAAGCUAUUUUGUAUACAAUGGCAGGUUUUGGAAGAUUCAAACUAUACAUAGAUUCAGGAAACUUUUUACGUGUGAGAAGCUGUUUAGGAAAAUUCUAUCAAAAUGCUUUAAAAUAUACAACAAAAGAAAACGAACUUCCACCAAAGCCAAAGAGACCAGUAUCAUGUUUUAUUAUGUAUUUAAACAGUGUCAGGUCAAAGUUAAAAGAAGAAAAUCCUGACCUGAAAGCUAUUCACUUAGCGCAGAAAGCUUCUCAAGCAUGGGCUCAGUUAAAUCCAAAUUAUAAAGAACAUCUCAGAAACGAAUACAUACAAAACUAUGAAACAUACGUUGUGAAAGUAAAAGAGUAUGAAAAUUCAUUAACCGAGGAACAAAAGAAGCUGUUAAAAGAAAGUAAAACUAGAUAUAAGUUGGCAAACAGAGGAUUGGAUGUUAAAGAGAAAUUGAAAACAUUUCAAAAGCCAAAAAGACCAAUGACUUCAUUUUUUAUAUAUGUGAAGUCAAAGCAGAACGAGCGAAAACCAAACAUAACACAACGGGUUUGGAUGAAAGAUGUAGCAGAACAAUGGUAUGCUAUGUCGGAUAUAGAGAGAGCGAAGUAUAAUACUGAGGCAUCAGGAUUAAAGAAACAGUACAACCAAGAGUUGCUCAAGUGGGAAAAGGAAAUGAUAGAGUUAGGUCACCUAGAUAUUGUUCGAGUUGAGACAGGAGGUACGAAAGUUAAGCAUUGA